This is a messenger RNA of Melanotaenia boesemani (Boeseman's rainbowfish), 979 nucleotides long. RefSeq names its product fibroblast growth factor-binding protein 1-like. The record is from RefSeq and is a predicted model, not a curated record. The coding region runs from base 95 to 748 and encodes 217 amino acids. Gene Ontology annotation, molecular function: growth factor binding. Gene Ontology annotation, biological process: cell-cell signaling. NCBI's taxonomy places the organism in Eukaryota, Metazoa, Chordata, Actinopteri, Atheriniformes, Melanotaeniidae. The transcript has 2 exons.
GCCAUGUGUCAGACCGCAGAGGGUCACAAAACGCAGUUUUACGCACCGAAUACCACAUUUCAUUUCGGUCAAUAUUUUUCUUUUUAAAGAAGGGAUGGUGCUGCUGAAGUCUUUCACUCUCUGGUUGUUGCUCGGUUUCCUUGAGCAGCAAGUUGCCAUGACUUCUGCUGGGCGCGCGGCAAACAAGACGUCCAGCAGAGCGCAGAGGAAUGGAGACAAGAUUCCGGCAACCGCCCGAGGAAGGUUCUCCACCAGUGACAAGCUUCAGUGCUCAUGGAACGGCAGAGAGGACAAGGAAGCGGUGAAGCUUUGGGUCACGUGCAAAAACCCAGAGGCGCGGACCGCAAGCGAUGUUACUAAUCUGGAAUGUGAAUACAACGCCAAACCUCAGAGCUGCCCGGGCUACCAAUCCGAAACCAAAGGUUUCUGGAAACAAGUGGGGCGCGCGCUCAAGAAGAUGCAGAACCAAGUGUGCCGGAAUAAGUUGGCUCUGGUGAAGACUGGGAUGUGUAAGCGCACGUCGGGUGCGCACUUCAAGCUGGAUGUCAAUACUAUUAUUAUCUCCCCUCAGUCCGAAGGUCCAGGUACUCACACGCCUCCUCCGCUACCAUCCCGCCUCACCACCGUUGGACCGACGCCCUGCACAAAGCGCGCGGACCACCGGAAAACUGCUGAGGAGUACUGCAGUAGCUCGUGGGCCAGUGUGUGUUCUUUCUUCCUCUCCAUGCUGCAGAGUGAUGACUGCUAGCUUCAGAGAGAAAUAAUAGCCUGAGAUAUGCAUUUUAUAGAAAUGGUCAUUUUUCACUAAUUCCGUGCUCAAGUGUGUUCAUUUUUCAGGAGUUUGUUGUUUCUCAGCAAGUCUAUUCAGAUUUUUAUUGUCAUUUUCCAUGAAAUGUAAUACUUUACGGGCAGUAUUGGAAAGCUGUCACGUUAAACUACAAUUUUAAUACAAUUGUCACUAAAACUGAGGCUGCUUAGC